UCUAACCCUACCACCAUCACAUAUUGUUGUGUAUAUAAGAACAAUUAGUUGUGAAAACCUCCAAACAACACUUGUCCUCAUCUCUCUCGUCUUCGUUAGGCCAUGGCCUCAAGCUCGUUGGCAUGCUCGUGGACGUCCAAGCAAAACAAGAGGUUCGAGGAGGCCCUAGCAAGGUUCGACAAGGACACACCGGAUCGUUGGCACAACGUAGCCCGGGCAGUUGGUGGGAAAUCAGCAGAUGAAGUGAGGAGGCAUUAUGAAAUACUAGUUAAAGACAUUAUGCAAAUAGAGAAUGAUCAAGUCCCCAUUCCUAACUACAGAGCCCUUGCAAGAGGAUAUGCCCAUGAACUAAGGCUUAUGAGGAAUCUCAAGCUGCAGUGAUGAGGAAAUGCAUACUCCAAUUAAGGUUCAAGAAAAUAAGAGAAUUAAUAGUAGUUAAUUUUCUGCCAUUUUAUUUUUAUUUUAUUUUUAUUUUUAUUUUUCCUGAAAGGAUUUGUCGUGGCAGAGAUAUGGUUUCUCUUCAGAAUGUCAUUCUCAUAAAUGAACUCUGAUUUAAGAUA
This is a messenger RNA of Salvia splendens (bonfire salvia), 560 nucleotides long. RefSeq names its product protein RADIALIS-like 3. Gene Ontology annotation, molecular function: DNA-binding transcription factor activity. NCBI's taxonomy places the organism in Eukaryota, Viridiplantae, Streptophyta, Magnoliopsida, Lamiales, Lamiaceae. The transcript is spliced from 2 exons. The record is from RefSeq and is a predicted model, not a curated record. Bases 103 to 381 code for a protein of 92 amino acids.